UGCUUCAAGCAGAACUGGCUCUGGGGUUGGGGUGGGGUGGGGUCGGUUGAUUCAGCAGCAGCCCACCUAAGCCCCUGGUCCCCAGCAAUAAGGAAUGUCUCAGCAGGAGCUCUAUGGGAAUUGGCUGUGCCCUCCACCGUCACCAGGGAAGAGACUGGUGAGACAAACAGGGAUCUACUUAUUAGCAGGGGGACCAGCACAUGCAAGUCACUUCAGAUCUGGCUCACCUGAUAGUUUUUCCAAUGAGGAGGAUUAUGACGAUGUGUCCCUGUCCGAGACGGGAGAUCACAUGCAAAGGAGGCUACCAGCUUAUCAAGACAAUACAGAUGUAGCAAGUCAGAGAAGCAAGGAAAGCAAAGGGGUUUACGUGCUAGCCGGGAAGCCAGCAUCUUCAAGUCUCCCAAGGACAGCUGACCCCAUUCCUGACGCCAAUCAAGGAAUAGGCUACAGACCGAAGUCCAUUGUGACACUGUAUCUCCUGAUGGGCAUUUGUUUUGCAAUGUGGGCAGUUCUCCUCUCACUGGCAGUGGUGAAAUACAUGGAGAUGUCAGAGGAGUUAAAAGUUUUAAACUAUAACCACUCGGAGAGGCUAAUGAACGUGGUGCAGGACCUGGCUGAUGCACGAAUAGAGCGAAAGAAAAUCCAGACCAACGUGAACAAGAGCUAUAAGGAAUUGCUGGAUUUGACAGCAUCCAUCUGCAAUGCGUUCCCAGAGCCUAUUCAAUGUGCAGCCGGCUGGAAGAAGUUUGGGAAAACAUGCUAUUACUUUUCAAAUAUGACUACAGACUGGAUGGGUGCGAAGCAGUUCUGCACUGAUCAAAAGGCUUCCCUGGUUAUCGUUAACAAUGACAACGAACAGGCUUUCUUGAAAGACUGUAAUAAACAGAAAAGGACAUACUGGCUGGGACUGAGUGAUGCAGAGGAGGAAGGGAAGUGGCAGUGGAUAGACAAUAGCCCGUAUUCUGUCAGCUUUUGGAACUUGGGGGAACCGGACAUCCAGGGUGAGGAGGAAGACUGUGUCUACAUGAGUUCUACUGGGACAUGGGGCGAUUCCAAGUGCUCCCAGCCCAAUUACUGGAUUUGUGAACAGACAUGGAUCUGCUGACCCACUUUUCAAACAUGCUGUCAUUAUGGGAUUGAGCACAAGUCCUACUGCUCCUCCUGCACCUGCUCAGUGGCUGACAAGAACUCACUCCAGCUCUCCAAUAGCUGAACUGAAGAUGACGUUUCUCCUGAUUGUUAAUACCGCUCUCCUGCAUGCUAGUUAGGGCUGUAGGUUCAGGGGUCCAAGUGGUCCCAAAAAAGUGGCAGUAUUAUACCUCAGCCCUGCUCACUUCCUCAAGCUUUACCCAUAAAACACAGAGCAGCUACACACUUCAGCUAAAAUUAUCAGUAGUUGAAAUGUAACUGUGCUGACACGUAAAUGGCCACCAUUAGGCUUCAGAAUCAACACCCACUUUAAACAAAUGAGGAAAGUUCAUGCCUCUCAGAGCUAUGAGGCCCAAUUCUUUACUUGCAUCUGUUUUAAACCCACAUAACAACUAAUUUCAAUGUAGUUACCUGUGCAUCAGUAGUGUCUACUUAACUCUCAGAAAAUAUGGCUUCUAUAGACUAAUUCUUAUACUUCAAAUCCACUCCUCAAAAAAUAUGAUAGUGUUGACAAGACCCCUUAAGGGGAUGCAGCCACUUCACUCAAACCAUAUAUUUAGGCGUGGCAGAAUUAGGUUGUUUUUAUAUAUACAAUUUUGAAAGAUAAAUAGUAUCAAUGUUUAUUUAAGUAUUUAAAAAAAAUUAUCAAUGUAAAUUUUCACAGUUGUAGAAAAUUAUGGGCAGGUCAGACAAUAUUUAUUUUAUGACAGUAGAUAAAUUAAACUAGUGGAGACAUCCUAUCUCCUAGAACUGGAAGGGACCUUGAAAGGUCAUUGAGUCCAGCCCCCUGCCUUCACUAGCAGGACCAAGUACUGAUUUUGCCCCUGACCCCUAAGUGGCCCCCUCAAGGAUUGAGC
Molecule: messenger RNA, 2006 nt
Organism: Trachemys scripta elegans
Lineage: Eukaryota; Metazoa; Chordata; Testudines; Emydidae
Product: CD209 antigen-like protein D
Exons: 10
Coding region: 95-1105 (336 amino acids)
Source: RefSeq, a predicted model, not a curated record